AUGGCCUCCGAGAAGAGGGACUCAAUGACAAUUAGUCAGAGCCAUGAUUCACCAAGCGAUAUUGCUCCAAAAGCUCUGUCUAAUGAUGAAUAUCAACUGGCACAGCUGGGGUACAAGCAAGAAUUCUUCCGCACCCUGGGGCUGUUUGAGAACUGGGCAGCGACAUUCACCACUAUGAACUUUAUAUCUGGCAUUCCAAUGAUGUUUGCCUUUGUGAUGUCCACUGGUGGCCCUGAAGCGGCGUUUGCAAACUGGACAAUGGUUGGGGGCUUCUCGUUCAUUGUCUCACUAGCUAUGGCUGAGAUUGCCUCCGCCCUUCCUGUCGCUGGUGGUAUCUACUACUGGAGUUUUUACCUCGGUGGUAAGAAAUGGGGACCGUUUUUGAGUUGGAUGACUGCUUGGUGGAAUUGGGCAGGCUGGAUAACUGUUCCUUGCGGUGUCCAACAAGGUGCAACAAACUUUCUCAUAUCUGCUCUCGAAAUACAAUAUCCCAACGCAGAAGUUUUGACGAAAGGAUGGUUUUCUUGGAUACUAACUUCCGUGGGCAUUCUGAUCGCCAUGCUUCCAAAUAUCAUCAGCCCGCGAGUCUUGCAACUCUACUUCCGCUUUGCCAUUCUAAUAUUCUUUUCUCUUUUCUUUGCCUACUGGAUAUGGUUUCCAACGAAGGCCAGCGGAAAUUUCCAACCAUCGUCCGGGGUGUUUCAACACUUUUUUAACAAUAUCAACGAGGGUGACAAAAAACAAGCUUCGGAUGGAUACUGCUGGGUUAUUUCGACACUUUUCGGAGCGUGGAUAUUCUUUGGGUAUGAUGCGUCUGCACAUUUAGCGGAGGAGACAAAAGAGGCUUCGGCAGUCGUGGCAAAGGGAAUGUGGAUGGCAACACUAUCUGGUUGGCUUCUCUCUAUCCCAACCUUGAUCCUCAUUCUCUUUUGCAUCCAAGACUUCGAUGGAAUCAUCGCCGCAACGUACGCGAACAACUGGGCUGAAUAUCUUAUGCAGCUCAUCGGCCCUGCAGGUUCCACGGCUAUCCUUGUCCUCUUGUGGAUCGACAGCACUUGCGCAACGGCUUCGGCCUUUAUGUCUGCACAGCGCGUAACAUAUGCCAUAUCUCGUGACAAUGUCUUACCUUUCUCACGAUACUUUCGGAAACUAACUUCUACCCACCGCAUGCCCCUCCAUGCUGCCUUCCUUGUCGCCGCCAUCUCUAUUGCUAUUUCGACCGCUGUCAUUGGUUCGUCUGUCGCAUUUUCUGCUAUUACAGCUAUGUCGACUAUUGCCACCAACGUCAGCUACCUCUUCCCUAUCAUAGCCCGCCAAACCGUCGGCGCUGCGGUUUUCGUACCAGCCAAAUGGAAUUUGGGCCGGGCUAGCGCAGUUAUUGCUACAAUCUCAAGUGUUUGGAUUUGCUAUCUCUUUGUUGUUCUAUUGUUGCCGCAGGUGUAUCCUGUCACUGGAACGACAUUGAACUAUGCACCAGUUAUGAUUGGAGCUAUCACUUUAAUUUCCUUGGUGGGCUGGUGGUUUCUAAUGAGAUGGUGA
Messenger RNA from Trichoderma breve, 1539 nucleotides. Its product is annotated as amino acid permease domain-containing protein. Bases 1 to 1539 code for a protein of 512 amino acids. Gene Ontology annotation, cellular component: membrane. The transcript is spliced from 12 exons. The record is from RefSeq and is a predicted model, not a curated record. Gene Ontology annotation, molecular function: transmembrane transporter activity. NCBI's taxonomy places the organism in Eukaryota, Fungi, Ascomycota, Sordariomycetes, Hypocreales, Hypocreaceae. Gene Ontology annotation, biological process: amino acid transport; transmembrane transport.